GCAUCCCUUCUCUAACAUUGCACCAGAUAUACCUAAUGCGAUUCUUGCAUAAAGCGUGUGAGUGUGAGAAUAAGACACAUUUCCUCAACGAGAUGCAUUUCUUCAUUAUUUUCGUUAAUCUGAUUGCAUACUCCGCUUGUGUACUCGAAAAUAUUGCCAUUCAUCACUGGGAAAAAGGACGCGGAAAUUUUGUUAAGGGUAGUUAUAGCCUUUUGGAUUCUGAUGGUCGCGUGCGGACUGUCGAUUAUGAGGUGGAGGGCGAUAGGGGAUUUCGUGCGGUAGUCUCGUACAGGCCACCAGGUGGUAGUUACAGGUUUCUACUCAAUCCAAGUUCUCCAUUUCGCCGUCAAAAUCCAAUAUGGUUGCGUCAGCCAGUUGGAUUGAUCAGUCAGGAGAUCUUAAGUGGCCGAAAGUCUUAUCCUGAGUUCAAAAUAUAGUAGUAAACCUUGUUUGGGCUUAAAAACUUCUAAUUAUGGUGAUAAUACAUUUUGAAAUACUAUUUGAGUUUGGUUAAGUAUUAACCCUAGUCUGUAUGUAGAGCAAAAUUGAACGGAAACGCAUUAGAGGUAAAGUAUGAAAAAUUAAAUGAUCCCAAAUCAGCAACCGA
Molecule: messenger RNA, 607 nt
Organism: Photinus pyralis (common eastern firefly)
Lineage: Eukaryota; Metazoa; Arthropoda; Insecta; Coleoptera; Lampyridae
Exons: 3
Coding region: 36-437 (133 amino acids)
Cellular component (GO): extracellular matrix
Source: RefSeq, a predicted model, not a curated record